AUGGCUGGGCUCUACUCUGACUUGAGUGAAGCCCGGUGCGACGACGUCGUAGACAGUUCGUUCAGAUACGCGCUCGGCUCUCCCGGUGCGACGACAAAGGGUGCGAUCGCGAGCAAUGAGGCAGAGAGGAGACGUAUGGAGGGCAUCACCGCUGGGGUCGUGAUGACGUCCAGCAGAGAGUCUCGCCGUCGAAAAAUUGACGCGAUCUGGGAGGGACAGGCUCGGAGUGAGAUGAUCCGGCGGCAGACUCGCCAGCGCAGAGAGUAUCUGUACAAGAAAGCGCUAGAGACGCAAGAGCGGCAGAUCUGGGAGAGGAAGCAAAAAGUCAAAGAUGCACUUGCCAGGGGGAAAGCUGUGCCCUCAGAUCUGCGCAAGGACCAGGAAGGUCUAGAGAAGGAUCUCAAGUAUGACAACAGUCAGGCAGAGCCCAGUACGCACAUUGAUGACGAGUACUCUCAGGCGGGCUUGUACGAUCCCAACAUCGUCGUCACAACUUCCCGAGAUCCUAGUAGUCGGCUUGCCCAGUUCGCAAAGGAAAUGCGAUUGGUCUUGCCCAAUGCUCACCGACUCAACAGAGGCAAUGCGGUCAUGCGAGAGCUGGCAGAAGCCUGCCGCGCGAACAAUGUCACCGAUCUCGUCGUCUUGCACGAGCAUCGAGGCGUGCCAGAUGCGAUGAUCGUGUCCCACUUCCCGCAUGGACCUACGACGCUGUUCACUCUACACAAUGUCGUCUUGCGUCACGAUACGACCUCGUUCAGCACUUCGACCGUCUCGGAGCAAUACCCUCAUCUGAUUUUCGACAAUUUCUCUUCCAAGCUCGGCAACCGCAUACAGAGUGUGCUCAAACAUCUCUUCCCUGUGCCCAAGCCAGACGCAACCCGGACAAUGACCUUUGCGAACGAAGGCGACUUCAUCUCGUUCAGACAUCACAUCUUUGUCAAAUCGUCGCACAAAGAGGUGCAACUAGCCGAAGUGGGGCCUCGUUUCGAAAUGCGUGCAUAUGAGAUCCGGCAAGGCACGAUCGAGCAGGCGGACGCAGAUAUAGAGUGGGUUCUCAGGCCGUAUCAACGGACAGCAAGCAAACGCAAUCAGCUAUAA
Messenger RNA from Mixia osmundae IAM 14324, 1098 nucleotides. RefSeq lists its product as uncharacterized. Gene Ontology annotation, molecular function: rRNA primary transcript binding; snoRNA binding. The record is from RefSeq and is a predicted model, not a curated record. NCBI's taxonomy places the organism in Eukaryota, Fungi, Basidiomycota, Mixiomycetes, Mixiales, Mixiaceae. Bases 1 to 1098 code for a protein of 365 amino acids. Gene Ontology annotation, cellular component: nucleolus; Mpp10 complex; small-subunit processome. The transcript has 7 exons. Gene Ontology annotation, biological process: rRNA processing.